AUGAAUCUUCUAAACGCUCUAAACGUACUCCUAUUUCAUGCACACAGAUUAGUCUCUUCAUCUCAAAACGAGCAUCUUGUUAAGCAAACCCUUGAAGACUUCCUACUCGGCAUCCAUGAUGCUUUGAGAAUUUUGGACAAGACCGCCGCCGCCAUCCUGCUUCUAACAUCCCAAGGUACGUAUCGCUUGAUCAUGAGGACUAUCGUCUUCGCAAAGAAGCAUGACGACUUUCAGAGGCUUGUCAGAACCUUUUCCAAGGUAAUCCUCUCUCGACACCGAGGGCUAGCACCAAAUCAUAAGCCCCUGGAAAUCUUAGAAGACCUCAUACCUACCAAGGAGAAGAUUCUAGAGCAACGUCCGGAGAGCUUAUUUCUAGCUCUCGUUAGGACUUCCAUCGUCCGACACUUUAGAAUACUAUAUGAGUGCGAUAUAAGAGACAGAGAGAAAAGGGGACUAUUAACGCCAGACAUGAGAUCGUCGACACCGCAAGGUGCCAAUUCAGCUGAUGGCGAUACUAUCACUGGGCAGUGCAAAUCUCCCCAGUCGAAUAAAUCAGCACCCGGCGAGGCAAACCAGACAGCCGAACGAGACGGCGAGGCACGAUCAGAGAACCAACUAACGGUGCUAUCGAUUGAUGUGAAUCGCUACAAUACGGAAAUUGCUGGGAUCGACUCUGCCAGUCCUACUUCUGACGAGAAAUCCGCGCCCCCUAUCUCUGAGGCUGGCAUGAUGUCAUUUCCUAGGGCACCCAAAAUUCCAAAUGGACAGGAAAAAGGCAUUUGUCCAAUAUGCAAGCAGGAAUUCCCCGCAGAAGAGUUGCAGGGCGAUAAGUGGAUAGUUCACGCUACCAAAGAUAUUAAGCCUUAUGUCUGCAUACAUAAGGACUGCAUGUCGGACAUUCAGUUCUUCGAGCACCGUAGAGAUUGGAUUGACCAUAUGCAUAAAUUUCACAUGCCUUAUUGGAUACUAUGCCUGUACAAUACAUUGAGGUGGAAGUGCUCUCUGUGUUGUUCAGACUCUGCUGCGGAAUUUAUUUCUGAAGAAGAGGUGAAAAUGAGCUUUAUGGAGCAUCUUGAGCAGUUGCAUCCUGACACCAAAACGGAGAAGCGGCAAAAAUUGGCCAAUUGGUGUGAGGUGCGUCAGCUCAGGUCCUUGAAACAUUGUCCAAUUUGUGGAGUUCGCCCCAAACCACGGUCUAUAUUACGUACGUCUCAAUCAAAAGUCACGAAGGGAGAUACCAGAGCUGGACCUCAAGUACUAGAGGCCGGGGAAAUCAAGGACGGUUCCAAUUCCGAAGCUAAGCAUACCGUGAGGUUUGCUGAUCCUGAAUCCUCGCACGAGAACUGCCACUCAGAACCAGUAACAGAUUACGAGAGAGCCGAACACUGCGUUGCUGAGCAUCUAAGAGCACUAGCCCUUAAUUUCUCAGCCUUUCUUAUGGAUGAUGAUGAUACCGAUGACCAACGACGCUCCGAUGUACCACUAGAUUGA
This is a messenger RNA of Trichoderma breve, 1491 nucleotides long. RefSeq lists its product as uncharacterized. The transcript has 3 exons. Lineage: Eukaryota; Fungi; Ascomycota; Sordariomycetes; Hypocreales; Hypocreaceae. The record is from RefSeq and is a predicted model, not a curated record. The coding region runs from base 1 to 1491 and encodes 496 amino acids.